AUGAAAUCAGAAACCAGAAUUGUAGAAACAGCGCUGGGGACAGCGCUUGGCAGCGGCGGGUCCUGCGGGGCUCUCCCGGAGCGCCUUAUAUGGCGGGGGCGGGGGGCCCGGCUGCGGGCUGAGCCCGGCCCGGGCAGCGGGAACCCGCGGGGGGCAGGCUCCGUGUCCUUCUGGGGACACACGGAGCGGAGAGACGGGGAUCUCCGAGGAGACCCCAUCCCGCCAGAAGGGAGGACCGUAGCAACCUUCCCGGCCACGAAAGGUGACGCGGCCGUGAAGCGACCCGUUUGUCGCUCUGGGGGAACAGGGGACCCUCGUGAAACAGGAGCAGAGAACACAAAGCCCAUCUCACUGCCCCCACGCCAUCCCCCGCCUCCCGGGAGCCUGAGCAAGGACAGGCUGAUUAAUUCACCCGGGUCGCCCCGGCAAUCCCCGGGGCCGCUCCGCUCUGCCGCCGUCCUGCAAAGCCUCCGGCUGCAGCCCGGGGCCAGGAGGAGGAGGAGGAGGAGGAAGGGCAGCGCCCCGGCAGCAUUAGUCACAAGCACCGCCGUGACUGUGCUCCUGUCUGAGGCUGCAGGAAUGGAGCCAACAGCGAGAUCACCGGGCGCUGGCUUUUCCUGGGGCGUUCGCAGAAAUGUACAAAUACGGGGCCUGCCGGUUUCCAUAAACAACUUUCAGCACACAGUCAAUCAAUCACGCAGGCAAGCAAGCAGACCAGGAGCCUAGGAUGUAUACAAGGCAUAAAUAUAUAUGUAUAAACCCUGUCAAUUCUGGAGUAGUUACAAUUUUUUUUUUUUUCUAUAAGCCUAAGGGAAACCAUAUCUAGAAAGAUUCUGACAAGUCAGGAAAUCACAGUGGAAAAGUAGAAGGUAUUGUUAGGAAGUUAUGGUACAUUGUGUGUUUUAAUACCAGCAACAGAAAUAUUGGGAAACAGAAAGAAAAAAGUGUCUAAGCAAGUCAGAUUUAUAAAAACCAUAAAAUAUUAUGCUUACAGUCAGAGAGACAAUUUCAAAAAUAUGUGGCUGAAAACAUGAAGCCUGACCACUUUAAAAUACGAUGCAAUAGAUAUAUUUGUAAAGGACAUGAGUUUACCAGAUUUUCUAGUCAGCAAAGUGUUCUUUAUGUUGCAGUCAUUUCUAGUCUUAAUUUGAAACAUAUUUUGUGUCUAGGGAUAGGUCCUUGCAAAUACACUGUGUUGUUUUAUUCUGUUUUUU
Molecule: messenger RNA, 1214 nt
Organism: Melospiza melodia melodia
Lineage: Eukaryota; Metazoa; Chordata; Aves; Passeriformes; Passerellidae
Exons: 3
Coding region: 1-726 (241 amino acids)
Source: RefSeq, a predicted model, not a curated record